This is a messenger RNA of Staurois parvus, 291 nucleotides long. Lineage: Eukaryota; Metazoa; Chordata; Amphibia; Anura; Ranidae. The record is from the annotation of a GenBank genome assembly.
GCCAAGAUCUGAACCGUCUAUGGCUGAGUUUAUGCAUGGCUAGCAUUGUAACCCUAGGCUGUUGAUUUGAGCAACCUCUACUCAUCUCCAAAACAGGGAGGUGUUCACAGAAAAUCAACCAGGGGCGGACUGACACCUCAUGGGGCCCCAAGACAAUAGGGGAUCAUGGGGCCCCUGUGUCCUUGCCCACACUCAAAAGCACACCCAAAAAAGCCUAUAGAAAGAUACCAGGGGCAUCCCAUGGGGCCCUCUACUGACCCCGGGCCCUCGGGCAGUGCCCAAGUUUCCAAA